CUGCUUUGUUGCCUGAUUUAAAUGUUCCUGUUGCAUCACCACAAGAAGCUGCAGCUUAUGCUAAUGCUGUUUUUCCUCCAACUCAAGCGGGACCUUCCAGAGCUGCUGAUGCUAAUGCUUAUCCCAACGACUUUUGGCAGAGGGUUAUGAAUACCUUGGGACAGAUUCAGAGUAAUACACAGCAUUUGGAUACUCUGCGUCACAUUCAGAGCAAUACAGAGCAGGUGGUCAAACUACUGACCGAUGGACAUGGAUUUGGACCACAUCCUUCGGCUGCGGGAUUCUCCAAGAGACAGCGAGCUGAGGAGGCAGAAGAGAGAGGCAAAAACGACGCAGAUGAGAAGCAGCAGACGAAUGAGAGAGGUGACGGUGAAGAACUGCAGGAGAAAGAGGAAGCUAACGAUGAAGAACUGCAGAGGAAAGAGGGAUGUGACAAUGAAUAAGCAGAGAAGCUGCAAGAUCAGAAUCUACAAAUGCCAAAA
Molecule: messenger RNA, 482 nt
Organism: Brassica oleracea var. oleracea
Lineage: Eukaryota; Viridiplantae; Streptophyta; Magnoliopsida; Brassicales; Brassicaceae
Exons: 2
Source: RefSeq, a predicted model, not a curated record